Messenger RNA from Oncorhynchus gorbuscha (pink salmon), 3081 nucleotides. RefSeq names its product rab effector MyRIP-like. The transcript is spliced from 12 exons. NCBI's taxonomy places the organism in Eukaryota, Metazoa, Chordata, Actinopteri, Salmoniformes, Salmonidae. Gene Ontology annotation, molecular function: actin binding; myosin binding. The record is from RefSeq and is a predicted model, not a curated record. Gene Ontology annotation, cellular component: cortical actin cytoskeleton. Bases 1045 to 2274 code for a protein of 409 amino acids.
CUUUGGGUUGGUCAUCAUGACAUACAAAAAAAUGUUAUCAAAUGUGCCCACACGGAACACAUUUAAAUGUACCAGUUCAUUAUUCAAGUCUAGCUGGCCAAUAUGAUGAUGGAGUGUUAAACAUUGUUCCAUGAGAAGUUUUAACCCCAAAAAUCUAGGUUUAGUUGCUCGUUAGAAAUGGAUGAAGGAAAUUUAGAACAUAAUCCCUUUACUCACACUCAGUGGAAUAUGUGUUGCUUUAUUAUAUUCACUUUUGUCAAUUAAAUUAAUAUAGGCUAGUGUUUGUGAUAUUACUGGCGGGCUAUAAAACGUUAUUGACAGUUCAGUCUACUGUGUACCGCGUUCAUUCCAAUCAGGAAAAUAACGGUUAAUAUCCAGUGAUCUGAUUCAUAGACUCUUUAGCCAGCCGCGAACAUCGCAGGUGUUUGCAACUUCGAUUGCUCUUGUCAGUUUAGUUCAGAUGCCGCCCUUUCCUUACUGUAGGCUACAGAGAAUGAAACUUUGGCUACUAGCUUUGGGCCUAUGCAUGAGUUGCCUAAGAAGACAGUCGACAUUCUGAAGAGACUAACAUGAAAUGGACUUAACUUACACGGAUAUGAUCAUGUAGCCUACAGUGUUUUUGGUUUUCAUAAAUCGUGUCAAUGCGCGCAUGGCAGCUGACUUGCACAACAUCGGGCCAGAGACCGGGGAUUUGCUCACUGUACCGUGUGAACCUAAGAAGAAGCCUAGUACACGGAUCCUUGACCUGAAGCAGGAGCUGGACAAGGAGGACAGUCGCUGCUCCCUGCUCUCCCGGCAACAUCGCUACAUCUGCUGCUGCUCUCCCUUCACCUUCCUGGUCAACUCCAUGUGCCAGUGUCUGGACUGCCAGUACAACGUCUGCAAGACCUGCCACUUCUACAGCAAGAAAGACAAAUCCUGGGUCUGUUCCGUGUGCCGGAAGGGCAGAGUACAGCAAAGACCCUCACAGUGGCACUGAGGGUGGCAGAGGAGGCCAUCGACGAGACCAUCUACAAGGCAGAGGGAUACACCGACAAUCAGGAUAUGCAGAGUGAAGCUGGGUAUUUGCGGGACCAUAGGGAGGAGCUGAUUGAGGAGCUGGCCACAACCAUCGUACAGACAAUCAUCCGGCGGAGGAAGAACCUGGUUGAGAUGAAGCCAAACUGUGACCUGGACUGGACCCCAGGCAACCAGAGGGGUGAAAAGCCUUUGGCUUCAAUCUGCCCCAGCUCCCAGACCCAGAUCACCACAUCAGUCCACGCCAAGUGUGUGUAUUUACCUCGGCGAUCUCGAUCUGCCUCCCUUCUGGAUGAUAACGCUGUGAUGCAGUGCUUCGGGGUUUCCCAGGACUCUCAGCAGGGGCUGAAGGAGGAGGGAGGAGCGGCAGGGUUGGCCAGCUGGAAGAGUAUUGACCGCCUGGACAACUCCAGUGCGUCCUCAGUGCUGAAGAGCCCUGACGGGAACUGGAUCGCCUUGCAGAGCACCCAGCUCUAUCGGCCCAGCCUGCUGACCAAGUGGAAGUCGCUGGUAUUCAGUGUCCUGGAGUGGGAAUUCGGUGUGAUAUCCACCUGCAACGAAAUGGGCUCUUACGACGCCGAGGGGGCCUGGGACGCUGCCCUGCUGGAGAUACGCAGGAAGAUGACCUCCAGCGCCAACAACAACCAGGGGUCAGAGGUUCCAGACUCCCAGGCCUCUGCUGGCCAGCAACCCAGCAUCCCAUUACCCUCGCCGGGCCACCACGCCAGUACGAACACCCUCAACUUUGAGUCUGAGAGGUACUCGGAGGUGUCACUGCACAGUAUCACCACUGAGGUGCUGAAGGUGUUAAACGCAACAGAAGACCGACUCCAGGGGGUGGAGGGGGAUGACUGCAUCCCCUCACUGUCCCCCAACACUGACACGAAGAGGCUGGACAAACAACUCAGCAGACUGGAGGAUACUGUGUACGUGGUGGCGGGCACGGCUUACGGUUUGGAGGCGGAGCUUGGCGACCUGGAGGACUGUGCCCGGGCCAUCGGCGGUGCCACCUCAGACCUGGAGCUGUCCUACCUGGAGGAGCAGGUGGCAACGGCUUCCGCCCAGGUGCAGCAGUCUGACCUCCAGGUGUCAGAAAUCGCAGACAGGAUCGCAGCUCUGAAGAUCGCAGGUCUCAAUGUGGUCCCACAGAACCGCUUCUUUAAGCUCCAAGAACAGCCUAAGCCACAAACAUUGGACUCUUCACGGCAAACGAGGAGGCGGCUACCUGCUCCACCCUUGAAGGAUAAAAAAACCUAACCCGGACUGACCGGGCAUGUUGACCACUGCCAUGACCCCAUGACUCCCCCCACACCAGUGCCUUGAGCCCCUUGUCCACGGUACCAUCAGUGUCCAGUAAGAGGGUUGCUACCCUGCCACCAAGACACUACAGAGUACAGACUAACAGUUUUACCACUACUUCUGGCACUGUGGAUAAAGACAUGAGUUUAUUUCUUAAUAAUGAGAGAUAGUAGCUACAUACUUUAUGUAAAUUUGAUGUAAAAACAAAGAAGAAAUGGAUUAAGUUAAGAAACAAAGCAGUUUUUAUAGAAUAUUUUUCUUAAAUAUGCUGUUGAGUGAAAUGUCAAUCAUCUCUUUGAAUUGGACCUUCCAACCAAUCACUGACCAGUGCCAUUUUUAUAUAGCUUGAUGAGAAUGUUGUUAUGACGAUGGAGAUGUAACUCUAACAGAUGUGUGGCUAUUGUCUGAAAGGCAAGCUAUGAUUUAUACUGCUGCUUGUUUUAACAUGUUUUUAACAGUUAACCUAUUUGAUAAAUAUUUAUAAAAGACACUGGUCUAUCAUUGUUGUGGGAACAAUCAUUACAUAAAAUAGACAGUUAUUGAAGUACGUGCAAAAUAACAUUCCUAAUUUCAAUAAAACAAUCAGCAGUGAUUUGUCUUAUACUGUAUUAAUUAUCUGUUGAAUAUUGGUCAUACAGAAUAUUAUACUUUCAGGUAGACAGAAAGUCUCAUAUGGUUGUUAGUUCUUUGGAACCUUGUGCAUCUGAUGUAUGAAUUUACAUUGUAAAUUAUGUACAAUAAAAUAAAAAUGGUAUUACUUUUGGC